AUGUCUGUGUCUGAUAUGACUGGAAACGAAUCUUACAAUGUGUUAUCAACAGUGGCACCGGAUAAUCAGAGCCCCCGGAUUACAAAGCGAUACCGAUCAGACUAUGUGUACAACUACGAGACAGACGCGUUUUACAAGCUUCAUAUCGAAAGCCGCCGGCGUUGGCAAGUUAAGGAUGUGUGUAAAGUUGAAGGGGCACUACUAAUGACCCCCAACUCUGACCAUGACCUUGUACAGCUACAUUUAAUGUUAAAGCAAUAUCCGGAUCUCGGAGAUUACGUAUGGGUAGCAAACGACGGACGAGCGCAUGAAUCGGCGGAAGAACAGCCAAUAGUUGACUUGAACCCGGCUGCUGUAAGAUCAGUGAGGUGGAGUACAUAUGACAGCAAUGACUGCGAAGUAGCGACACGAAAUGGCGAUGUGAAGACUAUACCGUGCUACAAUUAUUUCCCCUUCAUCUGUAAAGUGAAGGCCUCUGAUGCCCCGUAUGAUCCACGCUGUGGUGCAUAUGGUAAAGAUUAUAAAUGUUUCGAUUCUGUGCGUAGUUGUUACAAAAUACCUCACAUAGUCUAUACUUGGAGCGAGGCCUACUCAGAGUGUCAAGCGGAAGGGGCUCAUCUCGUGGUGCUUAACUCAGAAACGGAGCGAGCGGUGGUGCAGAACUUAACUAUGACAACGCAAUUAGAAAGCGCAAGGACAUCCUGGUUCUUCUUUGCGGGUUUCAGAGCUGAUGAACCACCGCCUGGGCAGGCGACAAAUGCUACGAGAGUCUUUAAAACUGUGUUUAACCAAACAUUGGAAGAAGCAGGUUACCACCCCUGGUCGGACAAUGAACCUAACAACGCAUUAGGCCACGAGUACUGUGGCUCUAUUUUCAAGAACGAUGGCAAGUUGAACGACGUCGACUGUACACAUUUAUACGCCUUCAUUUGCGAGAAAGAAUUUCAGGAGACAUAG
Messenger RNA from Arctia plantaginis, 957 nucleotides. NCBI's taxonomy places the organism in Eukaryota, Metazoa, Arthropoda, Insecta, Lepidoptera, Erebidae. The record is from the annotation of a GenBank genome assembly.